This is a messenger RNA of Sorghum bicolor (sorghum), 5025 nucleotides long. Its product is annotated as nucleolin. The record is from RefSeq and is a predicted model, not a curated record. Gene Ontology annotation, molecular function: mRNA binding. Bases 198 to 2558 code for a protein of 786 amino acids. The transcript is spliced from 13 exons. Gene Ontology annotation, cellular component: nucleus. NCBI's taxonomy places the organism in Eukaryota, Viridiplantae, Streptophyta, Magnoliopsida, Poales, Poaceae.
AUAAGAACACGAUUCCCCCGCGGGAAAAAAAAUAUACCUAGGCCACGCCAGGUCGCCAGGUCUCAGUGUCAGGUCACCGCAAUCCAAAGGCCGCACCUUUCGCCUCCGGCCCUAGGGUUUCGCCUGCCUCCCAAUUCGAUCGCGAGUGCACCAUUACCAGGUGAUCUCUUCCCCAUUGGUCUGCUGUGACGUGGGAGAUGCCGCCGAAGUCUAAGAGGGGUGGCGCUGCCGCCGCGAGGAAGGCGACGGGGGCGAGGGGGCGGAUGGGGAGGGCGCAGGCUGCUGCGGAGGAGGCGCCGGCUGUGGAGGAGAUGAAGGAGGCGCCUGCUGAGGAGGUGAAGGUCGCCGAGGAGGCCCCGAAGGUGGUGGAGGAGCCGAAGCGGCAGCCCUCGCCUCCGCUGCCGCAACAGCCGGUGGUGGAGGAGAAGGGCUCGGAUGCCGCGGCCAACGGUGCCAACCAGGGCGAAGAUGACGGAGUUGCAAAAGAAACAUAUGAAGAAGAGGACAAAGGUGAACGGCUGGAGUUUGAGGAUGAACCAGAAUAUGAAGAGGAGGCUGCUGUAGACUAUGAUGAGAAAGAUUUGGAACAGUAUGAAGAGCAAUACGAGGAUGGUGAUGAAGAGGUGGAGUAUACUGAAGAUGUGGUUGAAGUGGAGACAGAUAUGGUGGAUGAGGAACUUGAUGAAGGUGGUGAUGAUGGGGAGGGAGAGGGGUACGAAAAUGCUGACGAAGAACAUCAUGUGGACGUGGAUGAUGAAGAGCAUAAUGAAAUGGUCAAAGAGCACCGCAAGCGGAAGGAGUUUGAAGUUUUUGUUGGUGGGCUGGAUAAAGAUGCAACAGAAAAUGACCUUAGGAAGGUUUUUGGUGAAGUUGGUGAGAUCACUGAAGUUCGUCUGAUGAUGAACCCUGUCACAAAGAAGAAUAAAGGCUUUGCCUUCCUGCGAUAUGCAACUGUAGAGCAAGCAAGGCGUGCUGUUUCAGAGCUAAAGAAUCCACUGGUGCGGGGUAAACAAUGUGGCGUUGCUCCAAGUCAUGACAAUGAUACACUCUUUGUCGGCAAUAUCUGCAAAACAUGGACAAAAGAACAUUUGAAGGAUAAACUGAAGAGUUAUGGAGUUGAAAGUUUUGAUGACUUACUACUGGUUGAGGAUACUAACAAUCCUGGGAUGAAUCGUGGCUAUGCCUUGCUUGAGUUUUCUACUCGGCCUGAGGCGAUGGAUGCUUUCAGGAUAUUGCAGAAGAGGGAUGUAGUCUUUGGAGUUGAUCGUAGUGCAAAGGUUUCCUUUGCUGAUUCCUACCCUCAAGUUGAUGACGAAAUAAUGGCACAGGUCAGAACUGUAUUUCUUGAUGGCCUUCCUCCCUCAUGGGAUGAAGACCGUGUUAAAAAAUAUCUCAAAAAGUAUGGAGCUAUUGAGAAAAUCGAGCUUGCUCGAAACAUGCCAGCUGCCAAGAGAAAGGAUUUUGGGUUUGUUACAUUUGAUACACAUGAUAAUGCUGUUGCUUGUGCUGAAGGGAUAAGUAACUCUGAGGUUGGUGAAGGUGAUCACAAGGCAAAAGUAAGGGCUAGACUGUCGCGACCACUACAGAGACCACCUAGAAUGAAGCAUGGAUUGAGAGGAAAUUUUAGAGUCGGGCAUGGUGCCCCACGAGGUGUCCGUUUACCGUACGCUCGUGCUCCUCCACCUCGCAGGCCUCCGCCACGUCUUGUUCGACCUGCUGUUAGUCGCUUACCACCCAUCAGGAGCCAUCCAUUGAAGCGGCCCGUAGAUAUUAGAGAUAGGCGUCCUGUUAUGUCAAUGCCAGAUAGAGCUAGGCGUUUACCUCCUCCAGAGAGAGCUUAUGACAGGAGGCCCCCAGCCCCAGUUUACCCGAAGAGAAGUCCAAGGAGAGAAUACGGGAGGCGUGAUGAACUUCCUCCUCCAAGGAGCAGAGCUACGAUUGAUUACAGUCCUAGAGUUCCAGUUGAUAGACGUCCCUCUUUGAGGGAUGAUUAUUCACCCCGGGGAUCAGGUUAUUCAGACCUAGGUCCUCGUAGUGCUCCACGUCUUUCUGAUAGACGAGCUUAUGCUGAUGAUAGUUAUGGGGGGAAGUUUGACCGGCCUUUACCGUCCUAUAGGGAGGGUCGUGGCCGUGAUUAUGAUACCAUUUCUGGAUCAAAGCGUCCAUAUGCAGAUUUGGAUGACGUGCCUCGGUAUCAAGAAAUUGGUGUUCGUCAGUCCAAGGCACGCUUAGACUAUGACAUUGGUGGCAGCAGUGCUCGGUAUGGAGAUACAUAUAGCGAGAGGUCUGGACGACCACAUGUGGGAUAUAGCAGCAGCCGAUCUAUCCCUGGUCAUGAUUCAGCAUAUGGCAGCAGCCGUCAUGGCAUGAGUUAUGGAGGUUCUGCUAGCAGUGCUGAUGCUGGUGGUAUGUACCCACCGAGUUACAGUGGUAGCUAUGGGUCUCGUGGAUCUGAUGUUGGUGGGAGUUCAUAUUCUUCGCUUUACUCCUCGAGCCGCAAUUUGGGUAGCAGCAAUGGUGGCUACUAUGGAGGUAGCGGUUCCGGUUCAUAUUACUAAGAUUUGGCAUCACCUCAUCUUUGUGGAACAGAUUUGGCAUCAUAGGACGUUGGUGUAGGCCCUGCAUUUUAUGGAGCUCCUUGAUUUAAGCCCUACAGAUCUGGAAAAGAAGUGCCAAGCACCCAAGUGAGGCAAUGUUUUCAAAUAAGACAUUUCAACGAAGCCAGACCAUCGAGUUGGUUGAAGCAGUAGUCCUGAGGAUGUUCUGGCUUGUUUAUGUAAUGUAAGGAUUUGCUUUAUCUGGUCAAGAGUUAUGAACAUAAGAGCCAGAUAUGGUGUUUUAAGUGUUUCGACAUGUUUACUUCCAGUGUUUCUAUAACGUUAUUGAGACAGAAAUGGAGUGCGCUUUGAGGUAGUUUCUGCAAUUCAAGGUAUUUGGGGAUUACAUCUUGUGAUGUGCUGGCAAAGAUCAGGCUUACAAAAGAAGCUUUACAAGGAGUGCUUCUUGUAAGGCUGUUAGUUUCUGAAAACCUUCCCUUCUCUUCUCUAGAGGAUCAAUAACUGCCAAGACAGAAUGUUGAUUGGUCAGACUUAAAUUCUGGGCACCUAUGUUGCAUUCCAGGUACAAAUGGUUUUAUCGGUUGCCAAAAUUUGAGAGAAACUGCUUGUGUGGCAAAAAUUUUCCCAAGCAGUUACUUUGGCUUCUCCAAUGUUUAAGAUAACAGAACUUGAAGCAAAAGGACAUUUGAAAUUUGAGUAUAGCCUUGCAUUGACUAUAGAGCACAAGGCAUCAGAUAAAUUUAACAAGCAGUGCCAGUAUUGAACACAACCCUGGUUUGAUCACCUACCAUUUAUGAAAAUCCAUUGAACUGCUUUAUGGAGUAUGGAUUACUAACAAUUUUGAGCUUAAUGGGUUUUGGAUGAUUGCAAGCUUUCAAGAAUCUUGCUGGAGGCGUAACACACUAACUGAUCAAGUUACAGAAAAAGUAUGAUUUGUCUGACACCAUUAAUUUCUAUGACAUAAUUUCAUAACAUAGUUUGGGACCAAACGUGUAGCUCAAUAUCGUCACACUUAGGCUUUAAACCCACCAUAUGUGUGAUAUAUCUCAUCGGUCUAAUUUGUGAUAGCAUGUUUGUUUUGUGGAUCAUUUUUACCAAAUGAUUACUUUGCCAAGAAUAUACCUUUAUAUAAGUUGAUUGAUGAAACAAGGCAUGCUGUGUUGUGUGUUUUGAUAGUGACUAACUCUGUAUGGCAUCCCUAUACCUUUAUCCAGUAGCUGAAAGAUGACUAGUAAUAUCAAUACCCCAGCUAUACAGUCCGCAGAGAGCUUAAACCUGAGCUUAACUUAUAACUUCUGGUGUCAUCCUUCUGAGGAAACCUCAUGCACUAACUUUGGAUUUACUUGAUCAAUUGAGCUAGGGAUAAUAACGCUAUUGGAUCCUGAGGUCAGACUGUCAGAGACAAUUUUGUCCUUGGAAUUGGUUUUUGGAGAUAACCUAGUGAUGACACUGAGUAGGAUGAAAGAUCAAUAUGUAGUUUCAUGAAGAGGCUGCUCUGAGAUGGCUUCUGCAGUAUUCAGAAACACAUUUUUGUGAGCUUAUCGAUGUACUUUGAGGGCCAUUAUUUGUUACUUAUGUGUUAGUAGUUAUUUUGGAAUAGGACAUCAUGAGGGAGAUUGAUGAUGGUAUUAGAUCUAGCAGAACUGUUGAUUGCCAAAUGUGCACAGAAGGAAUACUUUAUGCAAUGGCAUCAAUGAGUUUGGUUACUGGGGGCCAGCAAGUGGGAAUCAGCUCCUGCUGAAAAACAAGGGAAAGGAGAUUAUUUUUCCUUGAUGGGGCAAGGAUGAUAGAUCUGAAAGAAGCGUGGCAUGGAAAUAUUUUUCUUGGAAAACAGUAGGCACAGGAUUAAGUACAAGAAUACUCCAUUCAAAUUCUGAGUUGAAGGGUCUUGAAAUUUUCUCCUCAAUUGCUGGAGCAAACUAAAGGAUCUAACACAGUUUAGUCCAAAGUAUUCAACAUAAAAGAUACUUUGGAAUCACAAUAAGCUGACAAAUACAUCAAUUUUUUUUCGAGAAUUGUAAGACUGCUCCAUUAGUCCAUAUCAAUUUGACCAUCUGAAUUUCAUAACUUUGUUUUUAUUCUGUUAUUCACAUGGCUUUUUUUAAUAUUGUUAUUAUCAAAGCAGUUGUUGAUGCACCUUUUGUAUCCUCUCUAACAUGCUUCCAUUGCUGUUUUGAUGCUGUUACCUGCUUUUCAUGCUAACAUGGCUUCAAUACUAUAAUUGUUUUUGAGCCCUUUGAGAAUUGUAGCCACCAGCAUGCCUCUCCAAAGACGUGGGUCAAGGUUCAAACCGGUAGUGGUUGCUGUCAAAAGCAGCCAGAUUUCUUAACAACUCGUGUGAUGUUGCAUUGCUCUCUAGAUUACCAAUUUGAGCUUGUAAAUAACACUGUAGGCAUGGAAGGAACCAAAUGUACAAAAAUAUAAUUAACUGCUCAUGAAAUAUCAUAUGGAGAUAUACUGACGUUUG